AUGCAGAGAGGACGCACAGAGAACACAAAGAGCGCAGAGAGGGUGCAGAGAGAACACACAGAGAGAAGACAAAAGGAACGCACAGGGAACUCAAAGAGGACGCACAGAGAGCGCAGAGAAAACACACAGGGAACACAGAGAGAACACACAGAGAACGCACAGAGAGCGCAGAGAGGACGCACAGAGAGCGCAGAGAAAACACACAGGGAACACACAGAGAACGCACAGAGAGCGCAGAGAGGACACAGAGAUAAUGUAGAGAGAACAUACAGAGAAUGUGCAGGGAACGCACAGAGAAGGCACUGGGACGCACAGAGAAUGCACAGGGAACGCACAGAGAAUGCACAGGGCCCUCUGCUGACCCUCGGCUCUGUCAUCGAUCUCCCUCACCUCCGGACAGCCAUCAAAGAUGCCACCACUGCUGUUAUGCCAAAAGUGGACAAUGCCUUCAUUUACCUGCUGGACUCGGAGGGUCGGUUGGUGUGCGAUGAUCCCUACCAUGAGCUGCCUCAAGAAGGAAAACUCAGGGAUUCAGUUUUGCUCCGAAAACGGAUAGAAUGCAGCGGCCUGACCCCCUCCGAGCUAAUGGGACAGCAGAUGAGCAGUCUGGCCGCCCCGCUGCCCCCGGACAAACAAGUUGUCAUCGUACCGCUUCUAGAGCAGGAGAGUAAGCGUGUCCUGUGCGUCAUACUGAUGCAUUGCAGCACGCUGAGUGAUUCUGAUGAGCACAAUCUUCACACGCUGGAGAAACACAUGGUGGUGGCGUGCAAGCGGGUGCUGGCUGUCCAGAAGCUCCAGCCGUGGCCCCAAGUCAGCCUGUCAACCGGUUCCUCGGAGAAAUCGCUGACAAAACCCGAACCCGCGCCAAGUGAAAGCUACGACGAGCUGGAUCACAAGGUCCUCCAGCUAUGUGGGGAGUUGUAUGACCUGGAUGCGGCAUCACUGCAGCUUAAAGUUCUCCAAUAUCUGGAGCAACAGACCCAGUCCCAGUGCUGCUGCCUCCUCCUUGUGUCCGAAGAGAGUCACCAGCUCUUCUGCCAGGUUGUCGGAAACAAAAUACUGGAAGAGGAAAUCAGCUUCCCGCUGACAUUCGGACAUCUUGGUCAAGUGGUGGACAAGAAGAAAUCGAUCAUGCUGCAUGACAUCAGUUCGGAAGAGCACAAGCACCUGAACAACAUGUUGGGCUUAGAAGUUCGCUCCAUGCUGUGUGUUCCGGUUAUAAGUAAGGUGACGUCACAGGUGGUGGCACUAGCCUGUGCGUUCAACAAACAAGGUGGAAACUACACAGAGGUGGAUGAGCACAAAAUCCAACACUGCUUCUGCUACACCUCCACCGUCCUCACCAGCACCCUGGCCUUCCAGAAGGAGCAGAAACUAAAGUGCGAGUGCCAGGCUCUUUUGCAAGUUGCCAAAAAUCUCUUCACACAUUUGGAUGACGUGUCCGUCCUGCUCCAGGAGAUCAUCACAGAAGCCCGGAACCUUAGCAACGCAGAGAUAUGUUCAGUGUUCCUGCUGGAGAGAAACACCCAUGAACUCGUCGCCAAAGUGUUUGAUGGUGGCGUCGUAGAUGACGAUAGCUACGAGAUCCGGAUCCCGGCGGAUCAGGGAAUCGCUGGGCAUGUGGCCACCACGGGGCAGAUCCUCAACAUCAAAGAUGCGUAUUCCCAUCCACUCUUCUACCGCGGGGUGGAUGACAGCACCGGCUUCAGGACCCGAAACAUUCUGUGUUUCCCUAUUAAAAAUGAGAACAACGAGGUCAUCGGCGUGGCAGAACUCGUCAACAAAGUUAACGGGCCCGGAUUCACCAAGUUUGACGAAGAUUUGGCCACGGCGUUUUCCAUUUACUGCGGGAUCAGCAUUGCUCACUCCUUGCUGUACAAGCAGGUGAGGGAGGCGCAGUUCAGGAGUCACCUGGCCAAUGAGAUGAUGAUGUAUCACAUGAAGGUGUGCGAGGAGGAAACAAAUAAGUUACAGAGCAAAGGGAUUCAGCUGGUCUCCCAGAUCGAUCCGAAUUUUGCACAGUUCUGCUACACCCCCCGAUCCCUCCCUGAAGACGACACCAUUAUGGCUAUUCUCAGUAUGUUUGAGGACAUGAACUUCGUCAAUAACUACAAGAUGGAUCGGACGACGCUGGUCAGGUUUUGCCUUAUGGUGAAGAAGGGUUACAGGGACCCUCCGUAUCACAACUGGAUGCACGCCUUCUCUGUGACGCAUUUCUGCUAUCUCCUCUACAAGAACCUGGAACUGGUCAACUAUCUGGAGGAUAUCGAAAUCUUUGCCUUGUUUGUAUCCUGUAUGUGCCACGAUCUGGACCACCGAGGGACGAAUAAUUCCUUCCAAGUGGCUUCG
Molecule: messenger RNA, 2349 nt
Organism: Nanorana parkeri
Lineage: Eukaryota; Metazoa; Chordata; Amphibia; Anura; Dicroglossidae
Product: cGMP-dependent 3',5'-cyclic phosphodiesterase-like
Exons: 23
Biological process (GO): negative regulation of receptor guanylyl cyclase signaling pathway; cGMP catabolic process; regulation of mitochondrion organization
Cellular component (GO): mitochondrial matrix; perinuclear region of cytoplasm; synaptic membrane
Molecular function (GO): 3',5'-cyclic-AMP phosphodiesterase activity; protein homodimerization activity; 3',5'-cyclic-GMP phosphodiesterase activity
Source: RefSeq, a predicted model, not a curated record